AUGGGAAAUACUCAGGGAAAACCCGUUGUUUGCAGUGAUGCAGUCAACCUUAACCACUUUCGCCUCCUUCGCGUGGUUGGAAAGGGUGCCUUCGGCAAGGUUCGCAUUGUUGAGCGGAAAGAUACAGCCCUUACUUUCGCCUUGAAAUACAUUCGGAAGGAAGAGGUGGUUCGUUCGGAGAGUGUACGGAAUAUUAUUCGUGAACGGAGAAUGUUGGAACAUCUGAACCAUCCAUUCCUCUGUAAUUUGCGCUAUAGUUUCCAGGACAUGGAAUACAUUUACAUCGUUGUCGAUCUCAUGAAUGGCGGCGAUCUCCGUUUCCAUAUCUCCCGCAAGUGCUUUACCGAGGAAGCUGUACGCUUUUGGAUGGCCGAGCUUGGUUGUGCUUUGAAAUACAUUCAUUCCCAGGGUAUCAUCCAUCGUGAUCUAAAGCCAGAUAACGUGUUGUUGGAUUCAGAAGGCCAUGUUCACUUGGCAGAUUUCAAUGUGGCCUCAGACUUUCGACCGGGCAAACCUCUCACGAGCAAAUCGGGAACAUUAGCGUACCUGGCACCCGAGGUGUACGAGGGUGGUGGGUACUUUUUCGAAGUGGAUUGGUGGUCUUUGGGAGUUACAUUCUACGAAUGUAUUUACAACAAGCGCCCAUUUGAAGGUCGCAGCCAGGACACCUUGAGUGAAAACAUCAAAAAAGCACAGCCGAAAUACUAUGUCACCAACCCGGCAGUUUCGGUCCCCUGUCUGCGCGCUUUGGGGGCUUUGAUGGAACGCGACCGGAGCCGUCGAAUCGGCGCGAUCAGCUGGGAGAGCUUUAUUUCACAUCAAUUCUUCGCUGAGAUCGACUUUGAAGCUCUCGAACGCAAGGAAAUUCCACCCGUGUUCCGUCCUUCUAGCGAUAAGACGAACUUCGACGCCACCUACGAUCUAGAGGAACUACUCUUGGAGGAGGCACCGCUGGAGGCUCGAGCCCGUCGCCAAAAGCCACGCGCAGAACUGCGUGACGAUGCCACGGCCAAGGAAAUCCGAGAGGAUGAACUUCAUCGUCUUAUCGAGACCAUGUUUGAGCCAUUCGACUACACGACUGUUAAUUACCAAGGCAGCGCUGCAGAUGCCAUUGCUGCAUCAACGAAUCCCGAGGACUGUCUCCCUAAUGCCAAUAAUACAUCAACCAAUGCCCCUCCUGUCAUGAAUUCUCACAUCCGACAAUUCUCCCAGCCUGAAUCAAGCCUUCGCAACUCACCAAUCACCGAGCCCACCGUUCAAAGAUUGCCGACCGACGUGACACCAACGAUCAGUGAAAACCUUGACCCGAACGACUCUGCAUCUAUUGGGCAACCUCCUUCUCCCUCUACCCGCGCAUCUGCUUCUCCUCCACCUCAACAUCCCUCUUUCCAUCGCCCAUUGCCCCCUACCCCUCGACCCCGCGGCGCCACACGCAAGAUGAGCAAAGGAGGAGGUGUACAAAUGGUGUUGGAAGAGGCUGGUAGUUGGAGCGAACUCGCCAACCAUAGCCAUACUCUUCCGGCAGAAGGCCUCGAGGGUGACCCAGGUAAAGGAAAGGGUUCCAAUAGCGGAAUGCUCUCCUUCCUCAGUCGCAAAAAAGGCCGCGAUCGCAGCCCCAAGCCUACAGAGCCCGGUGUUCUGGGCAAGGAAGGGGCUCGCCAGAUUAUCAGCAGCUAA
Messenger RNA from Penicillium malachiteum, 1677 nucleotides. Its product is annotated as Serine/threonine-protein kinase 32B. The coding region runs from base 1 to 1677 and encodes 558 amino acids. Gene Ontology annotation, molecular function: protein serine/threonine kinase activity; ATP binding. The record is from RefSeq and is a predicted model, not a curated record. NCBI's taxonomy places the organism in Eukaryota, Fungi, Ascomycota, Eurotiomycetes, Eurotiales, Aspergillaceae. Gene Ontology annotation, biological process: peptidyl-serine phosphorylation; intracellular signal transduction. The transcript is spliced from 7 exons.